This is a messenger RNA of Cyanidioschyzon merolae strain 10D, 264 nucleotides long. RefSeq lists its product as hypothetical. The transcript has a single exon. The coding region runs from base 1 to 264 and encodes 87 amino acids. The record is from RefSeq and is a predicted model, not a curated record. Lineage: Eukaryota; Rhodophyta; Bangiophyceae; Cyanidiales; Cyanidiaceae.
AUGGGUGCUAUGCAAGUGAAGAAGAAUCCUUACGUGGAAGCCUGGGUUGCUGGACGGGAGACUCUAGAGGAGCGGUUCCGUUUCACCCCGCGGAACAUUCGUACCGCGUUGCUCUUUGGAGUCUUGGUUCCGUACGGCAUCUAUCUGCUCGUUGCGCACGAUAUGGCGGAGUCGAAAAGCACGGAUCGGCCCGAAUGGAAACAUCUCAAGCGAGAGUUUCCUGGCGUUCCCGUCAGAUCCGCUGACUCUGCGCAGCACUCGUAG